Klebsormidium nitens is the source of this 1651-nucleotide messenger RNA. NCBI's taxonomy places the organism in Eukaryota, Viridiplantae, Streptophyta, Klebsormidiophyceae, Klebsormidiales, Klebsormidiaceae. The record is from the annotation of a GenBank genome assembly.
AUGCGGCAGUGCGCCCUUUCCAUCACAUCACGGCCUGUCCUCCAAAGCAGUCAGAGUCGGUCCGGACGAAACAGCUGGGGAAGGGGGGUAGUGGCACUAAAGGCGAAGAUCACUGCAGCAUUCAAAGGAGCAGAUCACUGGAGAAAGGAAAGUCACAACGAGCCGCCAAACGGAAGAGCAGAUCUCCAAUGUGGAGCACUAGAAAAUGAAAAAGACUCAGGAAGUAACUCAGGAAGUGACAACGAGAAGCCUCUCUCUGUGCUGUUUGCGGCAGGAGGCACCGGAGGGCAUGUGUAUCCCGCAAUUGCAAUUGCGGAUGCGAUCCGCCAAGCUGCCCCCAAUGCGGAGAUCCACUUUGCGGGGACCAGCGAGCGGAUGGAGGCAAAAGCAGUGCCUGCAGCCGGAUACAAAUUGCAUGUCAUACCCGCCGUCAGCGUGCGGCGGCCGAUAUGGUCCCCAGCAAACACUCUGCUUCCCUUCAGGUUACCAGCAGCCCUCUGGCAGUGCUACCGCCUGGUCAAGCGGGUAGCGCCAGACGUGGUCGUAGGCACUGGUGGCUACGUGUCCCUGCCCACGUGUCUGGCAGCCGCCCUUCAGCGGAGGGCGGUCGUCAUUCAGGAGCAGAACGCGUAUGCAGGCCUCGCAAACCGCCUCCUCGGCCUCUUUGCGACGGCCAUCUUCCUGGCGUUCGAUGCCGCCAGGAAAUACUUCCCCAAAGACAAGUGCGUAGUCGGUGGAAACCCGACGAGGGCGUCACUGCACACUACACACGUGUCUCGGGCGGAGUCCCGCCGCUGGUUCUUCCCACAACUAGACGAGCGAGAAGCAGAAGAGGCCCAGGUCGUUCUCAUCCUCGGAGGCUCGCUCGGAGCAGCGGCUCUGAACGCAGCACUCGAGCGCGGCGCGGCCGCCGGCAUCCUGGCCCCCUCGCCCUCGCGCCGUAUCAUCUGGCAGUGCGGACCUCGGUACCACGAAAAGCUGGCGCAGACGGUGGAAGAGCAGCAGGACCUCCUGCUUUUGCCCUUCGUCAAUCGCAUGGAUCUGGCGUACCGUGCGGCGGACCUGGUCGUCGGGCGAGCGGGCGCAAUCACGUGCAGCGAGCUCCUCGUUACCGGGACUCCGUCGCUGCUGGUCCCCUCUCCAAACGUCGCCCAGGACCACCAAACAAAGAACGCGCUGGCGAUGGAGUCAUUCGGGGCGGCGCUGCUUAUGGAGGAGAGACAGCUGUCGGCGGAUUCGUUAAUUGAAAAUGUUGAACGUCUUUUAGGCGACCGGCAACGUUUAGACACCAUGCGCAGCCGAGCGCUUGCAGCCGUCAAGCCAAACGCCGCCAGAGACAUUGCGCUCGCCGUUAUUAAAGUAGCUAGCUUCGCGAAAAGAAGCGGCCAGCGCUUGGUCUAGGCAUGGGGACGAGAUAGAAGAGGCUGCCAGUUGCCAGAGGAUUUGCGUGCCGGGUAUUCAAUCAGUCGGACUGCAGGAUUCUUGACGGAGGAUGUCGAGUUGCCUCAGGACACUAACGUUCAUAACCGUGAGAGCGGGAUUGUUGAGUACGCCUUUUAUGCAAAAGCGACUCGACUAAUGUGUCUGUGCUCAAUCAAGUGCCACGGUAAGGACUCAAUACGACUGGUAAAACUUGAGAUUAUUGAGCGAC